AUGCAAAACAACUCCCCACCGCAGCUACUGAUGCUGCAACAGCAGCACCAACAGCAACAUCAACACCAAGAGCAAGAGCGGGAGCAGCCGCUAGCUGCUGCUUUUGCCGCAGCUGUAGAGGAGGCUCUGAUACAAGAAUCUCCUCAAGCAGCAAAGUGGCUGAGGGAGCCACUUGGGCUCAACGAUGAGGGCUGCCUGGGGGUGCUACAGCUGGAGGAUGGUCGGCAAUUUGGAGGGAUUUCCUUUGGAUUUAAAACAUCUGUUGCAGGGGAGGUUGUAUUCAACACUGGGAUGGUUGCAUACCCCGAAUCCCUGACAGACCCUUCCUAUUCUGGGCAGAUUCUCACGCUGACUUAUCCUCUUGUCGGCAACUAUGGAGUGCCGUCUGGGCGCCGUAUACAUGUCACGGCGCUGUUGGCAGCCGAUUACGUACCAGCUGCUCUCUCCCACUGGAAGGCGGAGAAAAGGCUGGGCGAGUGGUUGGAGAGUGAACGAGUACCAGCGCUGUGGGGUGUGGACACCAGAGCGCUUACAAUUCAUUUACGAGAAUCCGGUUCGAUGCUAGGCAAGGUCGUAGUGUUGACGGAAUCAGAGGAGCGGACGGUGAAGGAAUAUCUGAGGUCUGACACUGCAAAGCAAUCAGCGGCAGACCUGUUGGCACGUGUAACUGCGCAUCAGGCAGUACAGGCUGUACUGUCACGUGCCAGUUCACCGGAUGCCCUAAUGGCACUGCUGCAGCAGCGGGUGGAAAGAGCGGCGAGACUGGAGGCAUGGGUCACUGCCCUUGAGGCAGCAGGCGAUCGUCUGGAAUUCGACGAUCCCAACUGCAGAAACCUGGUGGCCGAAGUCUCUUGCAGGCAGCCUCGCGUCUACGUCUCUCCAAUGAACCCCUUUUGCCACCAGGUGAAAGUUCUGGCUGUAGAUUGCGGUAUGAAGAUGAACAUCUACAGGCAAUUCCUGUACACGGACUUCAAAGGAUGCAACGUUGUCCUUAAGGUUGUCCCAUGGGACUACGACUUCACCUCGGAUGACUACGACGGCCUUUUUAUUAGUAACGGCCCGGGAGAUCCCUCCCUAUGUCGGCCGACUAUUUAUAACAUCGCGAAGGCUUUGCUCCAGGAGAAGCCUGUAUUCGGUAUUUGUCUUGGAAAUCAGCUACUGGCCCUGGCUGCAGGGGCGAAGACUUACAAAAUGAAGUUUGGGAACAGGGGCAUGAACCAGCCCGUAGUGGACUUGCGCACGACCCGUUGCUACAUGACGGCGCAGAAUCAUGGCUACGCUGUUGAUACAGCGACUCUCCCCGAAGACUUCACACCACUAUUUGUAAACGCGAACGACAGAAGCAACGAAGGAAUUUCUCAUCGCUUUAUGCCUUACUUCUCUGUUCAAUUUCAUCCGGAGGCGUCCGGGGGUCCAACGGACACGUUUUUUCUUUUUGAAGAGUUUAUCGACUCCUUACGGAGACAGCAGCAGCGCAUCGUUGCAAGGACGCUGUACACUAUACCAUACCAGUUUCCCGGUGGCUUUAGAAAGGUCUUGCUGCUUGGCAGCGGGGGCCUAAGCAUAGGGCAGGCGGGGGAGUUCGACUACUCGGGAUCACAGGCUAUAAAAGCCCUCAAGGAACACAACGUAUUCGUCGUGCUAGUCAACCCAAAUAUCGCCACAGUCCAGACCUCCAGGCAAAUGGCUCACAGGGUGUACUUCGUCCCGGUGACGCCACAGUUUGUAACGGAAGUGAUUGACCGUGAAAGACCGCAAGGGGUCCUCUGCUCUUUCGGGGGACAGACUGCCCUGAACUGUGUCGUCGAUUUGUACCGCUCCGGGAUUUUGGCGAAGUACGACUGCCAAGUUCUCGGAACCCCAAUAGAGACCAUUAUUGCUACCGAAGACCGGGAGCUAUUUGCGCGAAAACUCCAAGAGAUAGGGGUGGAGGUGGCGCCAUCAGCAGCAGCUAGGGAUUUGGAGGAGGCAGUUGCAGCAGCAAAACAGCUUGGAUACCCAGUUCUAAUACGCGCGGCAUUCGCACUUGGUGGCCUCGGGUCAGGCUUUGCCGAGGACGAGACCUCUCUGCGCCGCUUGUGCACGGAUGCUUUUGCACACUCGAGCCAAGUAUUCAUAGACAGGAGCCUGAAGGGUUGGAAGGAAAUCGAGUAUGAAGUUGUUAGGGAUGCGAAGGACAACUGCGUGACCAUCUGUAACAUGGAAAAUUUGGACCCCCUAGGAAUCCAUACAGGCGAUUCCAUUGUUGUUGCUCCUUCCCAGACAUUAAGCAACGACGACUUCUUUCGCCUGAGGGAGUGCGCCCUGAAGGUUAUCCGGCAUCUUGGCAUUGUUGGCGAGUGCAACAUCCAAUAUGCGGUGGACCCGAAGUCUGACAAAUUCUACAUAGUGGAGGUGAACGCGCGACUGUCUCGCAGCAGCGCGCUGGCAUCCAAGGCUUCCGGCUACCCGCUGGCGUACAUUGCCGCGAAGCUUGCACUAGUGCAUGCAUACAUACGCAGGGGGGAGUGUAGAAACGGAAGUAGCCAAGUAGAAAGUGAAAGAAAGUUUGAUGACGCGGAUCCGUUCAUGGGCUCGGCAAUGAAAAGCGUCGGUGAGGUGAUGGCGAUAGGACGGACAUUUGAGGAAUCACUGCAGAAAGCGCUGAGGAUGGUUAGCGGGGACGCUACUGGGUUUGACGAGAAGUUGUGCCCUGAUAUGUCCCGUCGGGAGGGGAAUGAGCUGCUUUCGAGUCGGGGGAGAUUGGAGCAGGAACUGGCACGCCCGUCGGCAAAUCGAAUUUGGGCUUUGGCGGAAGCGCUAGCGCGAGGUUAUAGUGUGGAGCGACUGCAUGAGCUCACCCACAUAGACCCUUGGUUCCUUUCUAAGCUGGAGCACAUUCAGCAGUUAAAGGAAAGCCUGUCGAAGGUCUCUCUAGCACAGCUGACUAGCGCGGACCUCUUCUAUGUCAAAAAAUACGGGUUUAGCGACCGCCAAAUUGCAACCUAUGUAGGUGGGGGCCCUGUGGAGGGCCUGCGGGUGACAGAGGAGGAUGUGUGGAGAUACAGGAAGGCGCUGGUCGUGGAGCCAUAUAUAAAGCAGAUCGACACGUUGGCUGCAGAGUUUCCAGCGCAGACAAACUACCUCUACUUGACCUACCACGGCGUUGAGGAUGAUGUGGAGCCCCUGAAUACCACCGAUUUGCCACCAGUCCUUGGUCCUUGGGGUGGAGGCCACCAAGAAAGCGCACAGUUUACGACGCCUUCAGCACAACGCCAGCAGUCACAGCAGCAGUGGCAAUACCAGUGGCGGCAGCAGCAGCAGGUGCUCUGGCAGCAGUGGCAGCAGCAGCAUGGGCAGCAGCAUCUGGAGAGCCAACAGCACUUACUUCAUCCCCAGAGUCAGCAGCAGGAGCAGCGGCCUGAUGGCCGGGAGGGGGACGCAGGGCGGCAGGAUGGGCAGACUGAGGAAAAAAAGGAGGAACAGCCUGUGGAGCAGCUCCGUGAAGCUGAACAGCUUGGUGACCAGCAGCGUGAGGGACACGACCUAGAUCAACAGUUGCACCAAGGUAUCCAGCAGCAACUUCAGCAGCAAGUCCGGGAGCAGCUGCAGGAGCUGCGCGAGUUGAGAGGGCAUCUGCCCCGAGCUCUUGGGCAGCAAACGCAGCAGCCACUGCAAUCUCCAACUCCUGAGCCUUCUAGGGAUACGUUGAGGUUAACGCCCGGAGCAGAGCGUGGACAGGGUUCAGUUCUGGGUAGCCUAUGCAGCUCAAGACAGACGGUGACGACGAAGCAAGUGGAAGGACCUGUCAUAUGCUGUUACGUCGUGCUAGGUUGCGGUUGCUACUGCAUCGGUAGCAGCGUGGAGUUCGACUGGUCUGCAGUGUCUUGCAUCUCAACGCUCCGUUCGUUGGGUCAUAAGGCGAUCGUGGUUAACUGUAACCCAGAGACAGUAUCCACAGACUACGACGUCAGCGACCGCCUGUAUUUCGAGGAUUUGACGCUUGAGACUGUCUCCACCAUUUGGGAUCUGGAGCAGCCGCGGGGGAUGAUCAUUUCUGUUGGAGGUCAAACGGCCAACAACUUGUGCAGCGCACUUCAAAGGAGGGGCGUUGGAACGAACGUCAGCUCCAUCGAUUGCUGUGAAGACCGACACAAGUUUAGCAGGCUGUGUGACGAGUUGCGGCUAGAUCAGCCGGGCUGGAGCGAAUUUUCGUCGCUUGAAGCAGCGAGGGAAUUCAGCAACAAGGUGGGCUUUCCUGUCCUUGUAAGGCCUUCCUAUGUUUUGAGCGGUGCGGCGAUGCGAGUGGUUACGAAUGAUCAGCAGUUGAGGGAAUUCUUGCAGGUCGCAGCUGUUGUUUCUGGCGACAACCCGGUCGUAAUAUCCAAAUUUGUCAGCAACGCAAAAGAGGUAGAAUUCGAUAGCGUUGCUAACAACGGCGAGAUCCUCAACUACGCUAUUAGCGAGCACGUCGAAAAUGCGGGCACACAUUCGGGAGAUGCCACUUUGAUCCUACCGGCGCAAACACUCUAUGUGGAGACGAUCCGGCGGGUGAAGAAAAUAGCCCAGAAACUUGCGAGGGCCUUGCGCGUGUCGGGUCCAUUUAACAUCCAGUUCAUCUGCAAGAACAACGAAGUGAAAAUCAUUGAGUGCAAUUUGAGGGCGUCUCGCACUUUCCCAUUCAUCAGCAAGUGCUUUGGCGUGGACUUCAUUGAACAAGCUACAAAGGUGAUGGUGGGAGCGCCGGUGACAGCAGAAUCAAUUCAUCUGACGGAUUUGGAGUUUGUCUGUGUGAAGGUCCCGGUCUUCUCCUUCAGCAGACUUAGAGGCUGUGAUCCUCUCCUCGGCGUAGAAAUGCGCAGCACAGGCGAGGUAGCUUGUUUCGGGGCAGACAAGCACGAGGCCUUUUUGAAAGCAAUGGUUUCUGCAGGCCUGCGGCUACCUUUAAUGAGGCGUUCUUUAAUGCUCGUAACAGGUCCUCGAUGGUCCAAGGUAGACUUCUUCCCUUUCGCACUUAAGCUUGUCAAACUUGGGUUCACAAUCUACGCAACGGAAGGAACGUACAACUUUUUGCGGAAGAGCUUAAGAGGAUGCUUGGAAGCGGUUUCUGAGGAGGCUGGGAGUGCGCAGAGGAAUACGGAGCCGUGGAGCAGUUUGGCAGCUCCGGUAGAGAGUGGGGAGGAAUUGGAGACACCACCUGGAGAGAUGGUCCUCAGUGAGAUAGAAAAGCAAAUUAUUCCAGUCUCCAAAGACGGGAACAGUGCUGAGGCAGGAGGCCAAGAUCUGCUCACUGCGACGGAUGUCAUCAAGAGGGGUCUUGUAGAGUUAGUUAUCAACGUUCCAGGCCGGGCGCACCACCGGUCCGUAUCUGCGGGUUACAUUAUUAGGAGAACGGCCGUCGAUGCUGGUGUGCCUCUGCUAACGGACUUGAAGUUGGCUUCGUUUUUUGUCGAGAGCCUGUCCAAGAAGAUCUCGCGGGAAAGGGGCAGGAAGCGCUUUUGGGAGGUCCGCUCUUGGGACGAGUAUCAGCCGUGA
Molecule: messenger RNA, 5514 nt
Organism: Eimeria necatrix
Lineage: Eukaryota; Apicomplexa; Conoidasida; Eucoccidiorida; Eimeriidae
Product: carbamoyl phosphate synthetase II, putative
Exons: 43
Coding region: 1-5514 (1837 amino acids)
Biological process (GO): 'de novo' pyrimidine nucleobase biosynthetic process; L-glutamine metabolic process
Cellular component (GO): cytoplasm
Molecular function (GO): metal ion binding; carbamoyl-phosphate synthase (glutamine-hydrolyzing) activity; ATP binding
Source: RefSeq, a predicted model, not a curated record